This is a messenger RNA of Toxoplasma gondii ME49, 3166 nucleotides long. It is a transcript of the gene SRS52A, whose product is annotated as SAG-related sequence SRS52A. Bases 349 to 1338 code for a protein of 329 amino acids. The record is from RefSeq and is a predicted model, not a curated record. Gene Ontology annotation, cellular component: membrane. Lineage: Eukaryota; Apicomplexa; Conoidasida; Eucoccidiorida; Sarcocystidae. The transcript has 3 exons.
UUUUCUACCACCUCUCGCCAUCGAUAUUUUGUGGCAUUCUAACGGAAAGACUAAGAACGCCUGCUCCGGCACCCCCCACUAACGGAACACGCCUCGACAGAGGCGCGUCGCUACCGACGCUAUCGCUUCCGCAGCUGUUCACUCUGCCGGCAAGUCACGGUGAACAGCAAUUAAGAGAUUUGAAUGCGACACCCACUCCAACUUAGGAAAGAUAUGUGAAUGCGCUACUUGUUUUCUGCAGUUAAGCCAUCUGCUGCAUAAACGCUGCCUAAAAUUCUGGCGUUGCUGUCAAGUCAAAGGCUCUCUAGGGUGACGGCACCAUCCUCAGGUGGACAACAGGUAGACAUUAUGGCAAGGAUUAGCGUUGUCCCGAUCCGUUUGAUAACGAUGGGCUCUUUGUUUUUCGUCGUCGUAGUGCUCAUGUCCACUACGGCGUUACGGGCUGAGGGGACGAAUGGAGCCCCUUCUACGAAGAUCUGCAACGCAGACGCGGCAGCUAAAGGGGGUAUAUCCGUUGAAGUUGACCCAGCAACCAAGAAGGUCUCAUUUAGUUGUGGUACCGAUAUGGGCAACGUGUUGCCGUUGCCGGGAGACAAUAACACCAUCACAAAGUGUUACUCGAGAGUAAAUCUCCAGGGCGAGACGCCCCUCGCCGAGCAUUUCGGCGAAGGAUCGAAAGCCAAUGUCAAAACGGCAAGCACAACAUCGGGCACGAGUGCAGAAGUCUCGCUGACAGUGGGAAAGCUCCCUGAGAUGACAGAUACCAUCUACUUCGCUUGCAGCACCACACCGGCAUCGGGGGCAAACCGGGCGCCAACGGGGGAUCCGUCUCAGAACUCUGAUGGAAACAGAGGCAAAACAAAAUGCGUCGUCACGGUGACAGUUCCCGCUGAUCCAAAUGCCAACACAUGCACCGUUGCGAAGCAGAGUAUGACUCUGAUGAUCACGAGGGAUUCCAAGACUGUUUCGUUCCUGUGCGACAUGGACAUUGCCACUCUUCUUCCUCAAGACUUUUCUCAUGAGAUACUCGAUGAGUCGUGUCAGGAAAAAGUGAAGCUGGCAGACGUGCUGCCAUCCGCCACGCUUCAAGAAACGAGCUCAGCCUACGUGUUCAGUGUAAAAGAGCUGCCUAAGACUGAAGCUACUUACUGCUACAAGUGCUCGCCCCUUGUUGAUUCUGGUGACACUGCAGAUGGGAAGAAAAACGCAUGCACUGUCAAGAUACGUGUUUCAGCAUCGAGCGGCGAAAAUUUAUCUGUCUCUGUCACAGCGGGGUCUGUGUGCGCUCUUGUUUUUGGUUUAUUUGUUUCAUCCGUUUUUUCCGCAGUACCUCUCUAAAAUAGGUUCAAUCCCGUGAACUCAAAAGACGACGAGCGUUCGGACGAAGUCUGCGGGGUCUCCGCAAGUCAACGGACAAAGCAGUUUGGGGCGGGAACGAGGACAGGGAAGUUCUCGGACGGGAGCCAUGUAACCCGGAGCAGAAAACGAGCGCGUGCUUUGCAUAGCAUGCUUGUUACAGUGUAUACCGAGAGGCGCGAAGCUUAAAAAGUGAGGGAGGAACCAGGCUGAUGGAUUUAGAAGAGUGGGAAGUGCCCGGCAUGUCGAGCGUCUGUGCAUAUCUGAGGCAGUGCCCAUGCGUCCGUUAGAGAAACAUCAAAACAGCGUAUGCAAAUCAGCCAGGUGUGCUGUAAGGUCCUGCAAUUUGCCGGGAACUUCUUUAAAUGAUACCCUGUGCAUGCCCCGAUUUCGCUUGUACAGCAACUGAGUUGACAGCUCACCGGGCAGCCACGCUACCUUUGCAUGGGAUUGUGUACAUCAUUAGGAUUACGUGAAAAUAUGUACCAACAAGCUUUGUCGUCGACCAUCCUUCCUUCCAUAGAGAACGGGUGUGGAUACGGUUAAAGGCGUUCCAAGAGCGUGUAAUAUAACAGUUGUCUAAAUGUUUUGAAUGGCGAUCCAAAACAUGCAAAAGUGGUGGCGCCUUUUGUGUUGGCCGCAAGCGGUGGACUUCCUUGAUAUCUUGUAGGCCUUCCCUGCAUCAUGCUUUCAGGGGGUUUGAGGGAUCUAUUUUUUGUCAAUGCUGAAGCAACAGUGUUUUGACAAGCUCUCCAGUCAGGUGCGUCACCAAACGCUGCAAACGCUUCAGGCUGGCUAUCUUCUCUGUACCGCACGCGCUCUGAUGCCAGGAAGAAAACUGGAAAAUUGUGUUGGUAUGCUUGUCUUUACUAACCUCUGCUGUUAGUGCGCUUGCAUUCUAAAGCUAUCGUUGCAGGGGUAGCGCAGGGUAAACAACUUUAGUUCCUAUUUUUCUAUUGUACCAAUUGUAGAACACUCGCGAGGGUGGCCAUUGAGGAGUAUAUUGUGAAUGGUCUCACGUGUUGCCACGAUGCCAUGACGUGGCAGCACGCAUCUACUUGCCACACGGGCCACCAUCCAUUACACAAGCACACGUCUCAAUAGAUAACUAUGCAGCAUUUCAAAGGUAAUGAUGGGCAAGGGCGCGCAGUAAACAUCGGGAUUCAGUUGCUUGUGUCUCAUCCUUCCCAUGGCUUGGCCUUACACUUUUGGGCGAGCGCUGGCCUUGGCGUGUCGACUGAGAGAAAGUUAUUAGAUUCGUGAAUAUUCCAGUGACAUAAGUGUCAUGAAUCGUUUACAUAUCCGGCAUCGCAGAUCUGCUUCAAUUGAAAAGUAACACACCAAUCUUUAUGCACAAGCACUUGCUUCAGCUGCGACAAAUUUCGUAAGAUACUCGCAUUUUUCAGCCUUCUUCUUGGCCUCCUGAGCUAUAACGACCGAUGUGUCGCCUCGAGUGGCUCUCAGGUCUUCUGGAAGAAUGGUGUACUUAUGAAAAGUGCUGCUACAGCAAUUCAGAGAAUGUAAACAAUUGAGGGUGACCGUCUUCAUGUAAGACCAACAGCCCUUCCUCGAGUUUCCUCCCGCCCCCCCCCCCGACCCUGGCUGGCUCAUCGUGGCAUCGACCGCCUGAGUUUGUCCAUUCCGCAACUGUCCCGCCUCAAUUGGACUAAACAGAGUGGACAAUGGGAGUGCCAAAUAUAGUGCCUACCGGGCUCAUCGGGCAGCGGAAAUCCACAGAGAUAUGACUGGGGCAAUACUUAGCUUCUGCGAUCGUGAGCUGUUUUAUGGAAGGUCUGAAAACAAACAUCGG